Anolis carolinensis (green anole) is the source of this 866-nucleotide messenger RNA. RefSeq names its product crystallin beta A2 (gene cryba2). Gene Ontology annotation, molecular function: structural constituent of eye lens. Lineage: Eukaryota; Metazoa; Chordata; Lepidosauria; Squamata; Anolidae. The transcript has 5 exons. Bases 136 to 726 code for a protein of 196 amino acids. Gene Ontology annotation, biological process: lens development in camera-type eye; visual perception. The record is from RefSeq and is a predicted model, not a curated record.
GCUGACUCAGCGCAACCUCUUUGCACACACCCGCUGGACACUUGGCCAAGCCAGGCUAUAUAAUGAUGCCAGGACCCCCAGCCCAGCAGCACCACUCUUGCCUCUGUGCCCUGCCAACCAACAGGAAAGGUGUCUAUGACCAGCCAGCACAUGGAGACCCUGGGUCAAUACAAGAUCACCGUUUGGGAGGAAGAAAACUUCCAGGGGAAGCGAUGUGAAUUCCUGAUGGAGUGUCCCAGCAUCAUGGAACGUGGCUUCCGCAAGAUCCGUUCAAUUAAAGUGGAAAAUGGCCCUUGGGUGGGGUAUGAGUACCCUGAAUACCAAGGACAACAGUUCAUCCUGGAGAAAGGCGACUACCCUCGCUGGGAGGCCUGGAGCGGGAACAGCGGCUACAGAACUGAAUACCUGCUCUCCUUCCGUACCAUCAAGUGUGCUAACCACAGUGACAGCAAAGUGACCCUCUAUGAGGCAGAGAAUUUCCAAGGACGCAAGUUUGAGCUCAGCGAUGACUACCCAUCCUUGCAGGCCAUGGGCUGGGGCAACAAGGAAGUGGGCUCUGUCAAAGUCAACUCUGGAGCGUGGGUUGCCUAUCAGUAUCCAGGCUACCGAGGCUACCAGUAUGUCCUGGAGCGGGACAGACAGAAUGGUGAAUACAAGAAGUACAGUGACUACAGCACCCAGGCCCAUACCAACCAGAUCCAAUCCAUCCGCCGUGUCCAGCACUGAGCCACAUCUUAGCCGCACUUUUAGCAGCAACAACAUUGGGUCUCCUGCAAAUCAUCCCUCAACACCUGACCUGCCUCUGUGCCCAAGGGCCAACCAAGCAGUAGACCUGCACCCGGUAGCCAAUAAAGGCAUUUACCAAA